CAACCUAACAAAAUUUCCUUUGCGUUUUGACCGUCAGUCAGUCUCUCCACCCACCCCUUUACUUUCUUCACUCUCUCCUCACCUUCAUCCGACGGACCAGGACGAAAGCGACAUGGCUGAAUCUCCAUCUCAGACUGCCUCACCGACCGCCUCUUUCGAUACUGACACGACACAGUAUUGGUGCUAUCACUGCGAGAAACACGUUUCUAUAGAAACCCUAGCCAAUCUUCCUGAUGUUAUUUGCCACGAAUGUAAAAACGGCUUCGUAGAAUCAAUCCCCGCUCCAACCUUCUCACCACCUACACUGACUCCUGAUAACAUCGAUGAUCCUUCUUUUGGAUCUCAGUUCCUUCAUGUUCUCCGUUUAAUCGCUCAGGCAGCGCGAGAGGAGGACGAUGAUGACGAUGCGAACGAGGAGGAGGGAGACAAUGAAGACGACGAGGAACAUGAAGCAGGUGGAGAAGAUCAGUUCGGUAACGAGAACGAAGAGAACAGAGAAAUUGAUGACGAAGAAAGUCUGAGACGAAGGCGACGUGAAGAACUCCGUCUCCGGAUCCGAGACUUCGCGACACGAGCAAGAACCGGACGGAACCGGAUCCUGGAAUGGACUGAUAUUCUGAUGGGUCUAGAAGACAACUCAAUCGAAUUUCGUCUAGAAGUUCCAGAAUCGGACCGUUACAUUGGUAAUCCUGAGGACUACGUGGACGCCGCUGACUAUGAAGCUUUGCUGCAGAACUUGGCUGAAAGUGACGGUGGACGGAGAGGGGCCCCACCUGCUGCAAAGUCAGCUGUAUUGGAGUUACCGACAGUGGAGAUAUCGUCGAAGCAGGAGGCAAUUGUGUGCGCUAUAUGUAAGGACGUGGUCAAUGUUGGUGAAACGGCGACGAAGUUACCUUGUGCACAUUUGUAUCACGGGAAUUGUAUUGUGCCGUGGCUAGGUUCCAGGAACUCAUGUCCAGUUUGUAGAUUCGAGCUGCCAACUGAUGAUCCUGAGUACGAGGAGGAAAGGAAUAAGAGAGUUGGAGUCGGUGGAGCUUCAGUCUCGUCCAGAGAGAACACGAAUUCGGGCGGGUUGAUAUGAAGUGGUAUCCUCUCUAGUUAUGUGAUUUUCUUUUUUUCUUCUUAAUUUCUGGUUAAUGGACUUUUGGCUUUUUAUUUGCUUGUGAAUUUAACCCGAGUGAUUUUUUUUUCCUUUUAAAGUUUACUGUCCGUGUAUAUAAAUAUUGGUUAAAUAUGGGACGCUUAAUGUCAUGUGCAACCCAAUUCUAUACUCUGAUGAUUGAAAUAAAAGCAUAUGAGGCAUUGCAUUCA
Molecule: messenger RNA, 1311 nt
Organism: Mangifera indica (mango)
Lineage: Eukaryota; Viridiplantae; Streptophyta; Magnoliopsida; Sapindales; Anacardiaceae
Product: E3 ubiquitin-protein ligase CIP8-like
Exons: 1
Coding region: 113-1081 (322 amino acids)
Biological process (GO): protein ubiquitination
Cellular component (GO): cytoplasm
Molecular function (GO): ubiquitin protein ligase activity
Source: RefSeq, a predicted model, not a curated record